AUAAUUGGUGUUUAUUUUUGACGCCACCUAUUCGCGCAAUUAUAUGCUUCAUCGAGUUUGCGGUUUUCAAACCAUAAUCUCAUUAUAUCAUUGCUUUGAAUGGCAUUCGCUAUUCGUACACACAUCUACACGUAAACAAUAAACAUUCGACCAACGGAUUCAGUCUAUGUUGGAGGUACCAGUAGUAUCCAGCACGCGAUGGCAAGAAAUGAGGAUCUCAGCAUCCACGUAAACGAUGACGUAUUUGGACAUACAGAAGACGUAACAGAACCGUUUAUUUCAACGAAACAUGAGGCUGGUGACAAAGAUCGACAAUAUCCCCCUAUACAGUCCAUGAAUGUUGACUAUUUCAUACGAUCGGAGUUACGUGAAAUCCCAUUAGAUGUUGAUCACAUCGAUGAGGAGCAUGCAUCCUCGAAUACCACAGAUCCUUGCCAUGGUGCCUCCUCAAUGAAUCGCUAUUUUACUCCUCAUGGAGAACGGUUGGCAAAACAAUCCCCUUUGCCAAAAGGAUCAGUUAGUGCUACUUCACAUUCACCAGCACGUAUUCAUUCUUCUUCAUCAGCUUCACUACUUCAAUCGCCAAGGAGCAAAAGUUGUCACAUCUCCCCGAGAAGUCUGACGAGCCGAACAUCCCCAAAAGACCCAAUCAGUCCUUUAUCUCAAACAAGCACAAAUGCUUCGGGCCCUAGCUGUUCAAGUACUCCUUUCAAAUUGGAGGAAUUCAAACGGAUGUCAAGAAGCCACGCAAGAAAGAGUUUAAUGAGCAUAUUCAGCAACACUACAUUAGCGUGUCGAAUAUGUUACGAAGGGGGGAAUAUCGAGGAGCUAAUCUCACCGUGUAAAUGUGCUGGCACAAUGGGGCUAAUGCACCGCUCGUGCAUCGAGAAAUGGCUAGGCUCAUCAAACACGAAUAAAUGCGAGAUCUGCAAUUUUGAAUACAUAACUGAAAGGCAACCGAAACCCUUCUUUGACUGGUUGCGCCGUCCGACCUAUAUGACAGACCAACGCAACAUGCUCGGGGAUCUGGUCUGUUUCCUUCUGCUCACGCCACUUGCCGCUGUCAGCUCUUGGCUUUGCGUCACGGGGGCAAUGUAUUAUGGACCGUUGAGUGGACGAUGGGAAUCAGUUGGCCUCUUGUGUCUAACAGUAUUUCUUUUGAUUGUUUAUUGUAUCUGGUGCACGAUAGCAUGUCGGUACCAUGUUCGAGUGUGGCUGCUGUGGCGAAAAACGAACCAUAGCGUCAAGGUAGUGGAUUAUCAGCCAAAUAAUACGAGAGCUUGCCUUGAGGACAGUAUAAAUCAAAACAAUACAGUCCGUGAUCUCAACGAAAGUCAUCUUAAUCCAUCAGCAAGACAACCUAUCAGAUUAUCGCAUAGUAUUCACGUUGGGAGUUUCCUCGAUGAUGUCACAUCGCACGUGUCACCUGUUCGAGAUUUGAGCGGAAAUCGCAGUUAUUCCAUGAGAUCUCAACACAGUUUAUCACGGGAACCUGGGCGCAGUUUCUCUGAUACGAUGGUUGUCAUGCAACUGAACCACCAUGACAUCUAUGAUGGUCAUAACAACACUGUUGAUCGUGAAACAUCUUUGUAGAACAUUAAUUUAGACCAUUGGUGGUUACAUAGAUGUCGUUUAUUGCUUAACUCAUGCCUGUCGCUUAUGAAGAGAAAGAUCGAAUCAAUACUAAUGUUGGGUAUUGCCGUAUGGGAGACUGUAAACGAAUUGAUGUUGGACAUGUUGAUGAAGGUUGUCCGUCCAUGAUCUUCCUGCAAUUUGCAAAUACAAAAUACUUUACUUCUCUAAUGUUUCGCUUCCUUGGAUCUGCAUGUUGUACGUGAUGUUUUUGGAGGACGUAUCAUUUAUCUAAACUAUCGGAGGAGAUAUUAUUACACUUAUAAGUCUAUAGAUGAAAGUCCUAUCCCUCCCCUCAAAAACCUUAUUCAACCGAUCCUCAACAUGUAGUUAUGUCACUUUCCACGCUCUUGAAUAUUUUUAUGCAAAUUAUACAAAUAUAUUUAUUAUAUGGUUGAGAAUCAGAUAUAAAUUCAUAUUAGAAUAUUUUAAGUAAGAUAUCGUGUUUGUUAAGUGAUAUAUCAAUGUGGUGUAUUAACAGACGUAAUUUCCUAAACCUAUUCAAUCUUAUUCAUGAUCAUUAAUGUAUACGAUAUUUUUUUCAAACCUCCAUAAAAGUAAACGUCAGCUGCAUGAUAAGCCCAUAUAAAUCUGAUAACGUUAAUGUAUAACAUAAAGAAAUUCAUAAUAGAAUAUUAAUACUUGAAGAGAAGGCAUUCUUUGUAUUAUGAAAUAUUGCAAUAGAACGGGAAACCGAGCAAGAAAUGUGAAUUUCCGCUAUUGGAAAUUCAGGAAUUAAUCUUAAAAAAUCUCCGUUUAACACAAUGACCAAUCAACAAACUAAUGAAGUUAUUAGGAUUCUAUUCACAUUAUUUUAUUAGAAUUCUGCCACACAAAUGUUAUUACAUCAUAUAAAAUCUUUGAGCUAGCAAAAACAUCACGACGCUUAUACAAUUCGAUAUUUAUUGAUAAACUUAAUUCCAUUUUUAACAUCAAUUGAAUCAUUUUAAUUUACUAGGUCAAUCUACUAUUCGGUUAUGUUCCGACAUAUGUAAACUGGCUCAACCUACUCUGGUGUUAAAAUUCAUGAAAAUAAAUAACGUAAAUAACGAUUAUAAUUUUGUUCACCUUAAAUAAAA
Molecule: messenger RNA, 2711 nt
Organism: Owenia fusiformis
Lineage: Eukaryota; Metazoa; Annelida; Polychaeta; Sabellida; Oweniidae
Source: the annotation of a GenBank genome assembly